Messenger RNA from Exophiala mesophila, 3523 nucleotides. RefSeq lists its product as uncharacterized. Gene Ontology annotation, molecular function: mRNA binding. The coding region runs from base 456 to 3023 and encodes 855 amino acids. The transcript has a single exon. Lineage: Eukaryota; Fungi; Ascomycota; Eurotiomycetes; Chaetothyriales; Herpotrichiellaceae. The record is from RefSeq and is a predicted model, not a curated record. Gene Ontology annotation, biological process: mRNA splicing, via spliceosome. Gene Ontology annotation, cellular component: cytoplasmic stress granule.
GAUGCCACCAGACACUCAUUCUCAAUCUUCACUUUUCAAUUCCUCCAUCCAUUCGCCUCGUCUGUGUUGUUCCUUCCCUCAUUCUUCUGCUUUAUUCAUCCUUCGUUUCCAUCGUCCGUUUCUCAGAUCACCUUGAUUCUUCACCAACUGCAGGUGCCUUCGUUCACUUUCUCUUCAUUCACUCCCUUCGGCCACCCACUAUCCUUGACCAGAGCCUCGACCUAUUCUUGUGAUCCUCGAGUCACUUUUACAGCAGAACUUGAAAAGCCCUCGCCGACAUCUUGUACACUAAACCUAUUUGACGACAGUUUAUACCAUCUUCACCUUUUGAAUACCGGCUUUUGCCAUUGAUUUGACAUCACAGAUUAUCCUCGAUCCCUUGCUACGUUCGAACGACAUACGACAACUCUGUCCCUGAACCUCGUCUGGUGGGCACCCCCGCUGCAGAGCCCCAUAUGCUAGCCGCAAUGCAGAGUCAAGAUGUGUUUGGAGGACUGGGGAAUCGAUAUGAACAAUCAAAAUUCAUUCCAGGUAACACUGGUUUCAGUCAUGGCGCGUUCAACACCAACCCAGCACCAUAUGGAGGCUACAAUGACCGCAAUCUGAGAAAGACCACUCUCCCUUCCAUCAGCACCGCUACCAAAGAUCAGCCUCCCUUCGUCGGGAACGAACAAACCCCUGGCACUGCUUUUGACAUGAAUUUCACCCCUUUGCUACCAUCACAGUUGUUACUCGGAAGUCCUUUCCAGCCUGGGUCUCCAGGAUCCUUUGCCUCUCCUCAAUUCCCGAGUUUCAAUCGCUUUCCUCAAGGCACAAAUGCCCUGCAUCACCAGACGCAGCAAGUUCACCAGAACCAGCAACUUCAUCUGGGUAGCCCUACCCAAGCCAAUGCCAACCCAAUGUCCCCCCAGGCAUACUCCUCCGUCAUGUCUCCCGAGACCUACACUGCCACAUCACCAACCGGCUUCUCUGGACUUGGUGGUGCAGCCUUCAGUCAUUAUCAGCCAAUGGUCGGUAUGAACAAUACAUGGAUGACUGGUACCAGUCGGACUGUUUACUUGGGCAACAUUCCUGCCGACACGUCUGCUGAAGAGAUACUGGGUCAUGUCAGAAGUGGCCAGAUCGAGUCCGUACGGCUUCUGCCCGAGAAGAACUGCGCUUUCAUCUCCUUCCUCGACAGCAGCUCGGCCACACACUUUCACUCUGAUGCAAUUCUCAAAAAGCUGGCUAUCAAGGGCAAUGAUAUCAAAGUUGGAUGGGGAAAGCCGUCAUCAGUUCCUACCUCCGUUGCCCUUGCCGUACAACAAUCCAGUGCCUCGCGAAAUGUCUAUCUCGGUAAUUUACCAGAAGACAUUACCGAGCAGGAAUUGCGAGAAGAUCUAGGGAAAUUUGGACCAAUUGACACCGUCAAGAUGGUUCGUGAAAAGGCCAUCGCAUUUGUCCAUUUCUUGUCAAUUGGCCAUGCCAUUAAGGCGGUAAAUCAACUCCCUCAGGACCCAAAAUGGGUGGCACCUCGUCGUGUUUACUAUGGCAAGGACCGCUGUGCCUAUGUUUCCAAAACACAACAGCAAAACGCCGCGCAAUAUCUGGGGAUUGCCCCCGGUUACGCCCAUGUCUUGAAUGGAGCUGAUCGGGACCUCAUUUCCAAUGCUCUCGCACAGCAGUCUGUUGCUGCUGCUGCGGUAGCCACUACUGCUGGUGGCGUGAAUAAUCUGGGCAACCGUACCGUGUACCUGGGUAAUAUCCACCCCGAAACCACCAUUGAAGAAAUCUGUAAUGUUGUUCGAGGAGGCCUUCUACACCAUAUACGCUAUAUUCCUGACAAACAUAUUUGCUUUGUCACAUUCAUUGAUCCAACUUCGGCUGCUUCAUUCUACGCAUUGAGCAAUCUUCAAGGGCUCAUGAUCCACAAUCGACGACUCAAGAUUGGCUGGGGCAAGCACUCUGGAGCACUUCCGCCGGCGAUUGCAUUGGCUGUUAGUGGCGGUGCGUCUCGAAAUGUCUACAUCGGCAAUUUGGAUGAGAGCUGGAGCGAGGAGCGCUUGCGACAGGACUUCUCCGAGUAUGGAGAUAUUGAGCUCGUCAAUACCCUGCGCGAGAAGAGCUGUGCGUUUGUCAACUUCACCAACAUCGCUAACGCAAUCAAAGCAAUCGAGGCUGUUCGUGGGCGAGAAGAGUACAAGCGGUUCAAGAUCAAUUUCGGCAAGGACAGAUGCGGUAAUCCUCCGCGACAGAAUCUGAAUAUGAAUGGCAACCAAGGCCGCAUGCAGGGUGGCAUCGACGGCACCGAUUCUCCUGCCUUGGUGAAUGGCUUCGACCAUGCAGCCUCGCAGACGGGAUCGAGCCCGACACGAUCUACCAUUCCUGUGGGACCCAAGGUUGUGGCUCAGCCGAUUCGACAGCAAACAAUGCCUGCCACUCCCUCUGCUAUUCUCAAUGCCGGAGGCCAGAAUCCUUUGACCAUGUAUUUGACCCAUGUUUCGCAACAACAGCAAGCCCAGGCUGAGCAAGACCUACGAGAGGAGACACUGUCGUACGCAGCACAUCAAACGCAGCAAAAUCAGUCACUGUCAAAUCAGCCAACACCUUUGUAUGGCGAUGGCCCCAACGGUAUGUCAAAUGGGUUUGGUGGUCUCGAUGCUGCCACUCCGUCCCACGUUCCUCGCCAGAACAGCAUGAGCGGGGGAUUGGGCAACAUCUCGUUGAGCAAUGGUAACUCGACGACUGUUGGCGGUCUGCUUGCCCCAACCCAUACCGGCUUCGGAGCGAGCCGUAGUGCUCAUUCCCGGGCAGUAUCAUUACCCGCCUUCUCGCAAGAACUCUUCAGCGGAAGUCACGCUACCCAGCCAGGACCAUCCUCGUCACGCGGGUUUGGGGGCCAUGCACCACAAGGCAGCUUUGGGGGAUUUGGAUCUGCGUUUGGCACUGGCUUCGGCACCAGUGGGUUCAAUGGGCUUGGAUUGACCAGUGACAGCCGAUCAGGGCUUUCCGGCUGGGCCGAGGAAGAACUCGGAGCAAAAUAAGUGGUUGUAAUAUUUCUUCCAUAUGUGUUUCUAGGUUUUUUUGGUUUUGAUUUUUUUGGAGUGCUGGAUGAGUGCGCUUCGAUGAAACGGAGGAAUCGUGUGAACACACCGUCAACUAAUAGCAUGCAUGGAUCGGAACGAUUCGUUUCAUCUGGAGAUCUUUGGCCAACGCCCAUAUUGGCGCUGAGUCUUGCGUGCUUCUUAUUGAGCACCAUAUGAUGUGCACCAUGCGCUGGCAGGGUGGUCCAAAUGGGAUAUUAUCUCUACCUCUUGAAUCUAUCUCUGACUUGGGCUUCGAGUCUCAUCGAGGCGCACGCAUAUGAGUUCCAGAAAACGGUGAAAACGACGAGUGAAGCAUGAGGCAUUAAGAGGGCUGGUGGCCGCUGGCUUGGUGAGCAUUACAGAGCCCCGUCUAGCCUGGGAAGCCCAUGUAACUGAUUAAUUUGAUGCAACCGAAUAGACUAUUGAUUCAAGUCUUUAUCAUAUCCUUUACUGAUAGA